UAUGGCUGAAAAUCACACGAGCUGAAAGUAAUUCAUUAUUGGGUGGACUGCAAUGCACCUGGCCAGCGCAUUGAACGCCUGGAGUAUAGCUAUCUGAGCUAUUGCCAGCUGGAGGAUGAUCGGUGAUAAAAACACGGAGGAAACAUGACCCGAGCGCCCCCACACAAGGAUCAACAAGCGCGCGGCUACGGUGCUGGGAACAAAGAUCGCGGAAGGCAGGUCAGGUCUGGCUUCCCAAUGAGUGGCGCAGGAAUUGGAGCAUUGUCCAUGUCGCACCGAUAUUCUCCGAGCGAGGGAACAUGGGUUCGUCGGAUGCCAACACCAGAAAGGCGAGGCGAUCCUGAAAGAUCAGGCACCUGCCGAGAUAACAAACCCGCGAUCACGUGCGGCGAUCCUUAUCGAUCGCCUCCGCCCCCCCGUUGGAUUCUGGGGUCCAAACUCCCUCCCAUCUGGCCACCUCGUCGCUCCUUGCUUUGCUAUUGCUUCCGCUGAGUGCGCUAUGCCGCGCCCCUUGUCUGCUUCGCCCGGUCGCUACUCUCAAUUGACCCGUUAAAGACUCCCGUUUACCCCUCGAUUCCCUCGGUCC
Messenger RNA from Aspergillus steynii IBT 23096, 586 nucleotides. RefSeq lists its product as uncharacterized. Lineage: Eukaryota; Fungi; Ascomycota; Eurotiomycetes; Eurotiales; Aspergillaceae. The record is from RefSeq and is a predicted model, not a curated record. Bases 145 to 492 code for a protein of 115 amino acids. The transcript has a single exon.